Molecule: messenger RNA, 2925 nt
Organism: Pleuronectes platessa (European plaice)
Lineage: Eukaryota; Metazoa; Chordata; Actinopteri; Pleuronectiformes; Pleuronectidae
Gene: chrna9a
Product: cholinergic receptor, nicotinic, alpha 9a
Exons: 7
Coding region: 965-2629 (554 amino acids)
Biological process (GO): signal transduction; chemical synaptic transmission; nervous system process
Cellular component (GO): synapse; neuron projection; postsynaptic membrane
Molecular function (GO): acetylcholine-gated monoatomic cation-selective channel activity; transmembrane signaling receptor activity
Source: RefSeq, a predicted model, not a curated record
CACACACACACACACACACACACACACACACACACACACACACACACACAGGAAACACCUGUCAUGUGCGAGCUCAGCACCACAGAAACUAUGUGACACAUUCACACAUCACAUCAUGUGCCUGAAGCUGUAGAGUUGAAACAUGUCAGAACAGUUUAGUAGAUCAUUUUUUCAGCUGCAUCCUUUGUUUGUUUCUCUAUUAUUUAUCGGACUCUGAAGCUGCCUCCUUCACCCUCAAGGAGAAAUGUAUCCAGUCGGUUCCAUCAGCUAAACUUCUCAACAGAUCUCCGGCCUAGAUGUUGUUAAUUUAUCACUUACAUGCAGCUUCGCCCUCACUAGCUUUACAAAUGCUGUGGUUAAACCUGAUCCUGGAUCUGUGUUAUGUCCGUUGCCACGUGACACGCAUGACAUGUGUCACAUCACCUUUGACAUGUCUGUGGGUGUCCAUCUUGAAUGACCACGGGUUAGAGCAUGGGUAAUAAAGUGUCAUUAUGUGUGAGGGACUGACACGUGUCAUUAGCCGUGUAACGCAGUAAGGCUGUGUAUGUAUGUGUGUGUGUGUGUGUGUGUGUGUGUGUGUGUGUGGGUGCGUAUGUGGUCAUGUACACAAGUGGAUAGGGCCUUAGGUGUUGCAUUUCACCUAUGUGCGGUAUUUGAUACUGCAGCGUGUGUGUGUGUGUGUGUGUGUGUGUAUGUGUGUGUGUGAUAGCCCCAGGUCCUGUUCCAGAGCAGCGAUCGCCCACAGAGAGACAGUGACAAAGACGACCUGCGACUAACAACCAGUGAAGCGUUCAGAGCCUCUGACAGGAUGUACGAUUUCGAGAACUGUUCCUGUGGUCUGGUCUCGCUCGACCUCUGAAGGGCAGGAUGAAGAUCAGAAGAGAGUGACGCUGGAUUUGGACCCCGGCUCUCUCAGCGAGUGCUUGUCUGAAUAAUUGAUCCCUCAGCUUGUGGCUGGUGGAAAAUGAGGAAGGCCACGCUGAUGGUUUGGAUCAGCCUUUUGGUGCAAGUCUCCCAAGGUGCCCAGGGUCAUUAUGCCCGCAAGCUUCUGAACGACCUGAUGGCGGACUACACCAACGCUCUGAGACCUGUGGAGGACACAGACAGAGCCCUCAACGUGUCGCUGCAGAUCACUCUGUCACAGAUCAAAGAUAUGGAUGAGAAAAACCAGGUUCUAACCACGUACCUGUGGAUCAGGAAGGUCUGGUUCGACGCUUACCUGAAGUGGGACAAGGAGGACUAUGACGACCUGGAGAUGAUCAACAUCCCCAGCGACCUGGUUUGGAAGCCGGACAUCGUCCUCUACAACAAAGCAGAUGAGGAUGCGUCAGAUCCAUCCAGCACUAACGUAAAGCUGCGUUAUAAUGGAGAGAUCAUCUGGGACUCUCCGGCCAUCACAAAGAGCGCAUGUGUGGUGGACGUCUCCUACUUCCCCUUCGACAGUCAGCAGUGUAACCUCACCUUCGGCUCCUGGACCUACAAUGGAAAUCAGGUGGACAUCAGUUUGGGCAUGGACAGUGGAGACCUGUCCGACUUCGUGGAGAACGUGGAGUGGGAGUGUCACGGCAUGCCCGCGGUUAGAAACGUCAUGAUGUACGGCUGCUGCUCGGACCCUUACACCGAAAUCACCUAUACCCUGCUGCUGAAGCGCCGCUCCUCUUUCUACAUCUUCAACCUGCUCCUGCCCUGCUUCCUCAUCUCGUUCCUCGCCCCGCUGGGCUUCUACCUGCCCGCCGACUCCGGGGAGAAGGUGUCCCUCGGGGUCACGGUGCUGCUGGCCCUCACCGUGUUCCAGCUGCUGGUGGCUGAGAGCAUGCCUCCUGCGGAAAGCAUGCCCUACAUAGGAAAAUAUUACAUAGCCACGAUGACCAUGAUCACAGCUUCUACCUCUCUCACCAUCUUCAUCAUGAACAUUCAUUUCUGUGGCGCUGAGGCCAAGCCCGUCCCACACUGGGCCAAAGUGGUCAUCAUCGACUACAUGUCCAAAAUCUUCUUCGUCUACGAGGUGGGGGAGAACUGCACGACACCGCAGAGCGAGAGGACCCCACUGUACCCCGAGGAGCCAUUCAACGACAUUGGCGGCCACCAGGAGGACCGUGUUCAAGAUGACCUCUACCACCACGAUGGUGAGGUGUACAAGUACAGCAAUGGCCACAGCGUGCACCAUAACGGUAAGCAUCACAAACACCGUGCAAACGGCAGUGCCAACAGCAGGAACCAACGUCACUACAACAACCACAACAACCACGCCUCCAGACUUGAGAGGGGUGAGGCGAAGCGAGAGCCCGCUCAGCACUACAACCACAUCAGGCAGGAGGAACUGGACUAUCAAGCCCCUCCACAUCCCACAAACCUCCAGCACCUCAACCGGGUGCUGAAGGAGCAGCUGCUGUAUCCCACAGAGAAGCAUCAGGUUCCAUCCUGUCCCUGCUGCUGCCCCUGCCUCCAACAUAAACAGGUGGUGAAGAACAUCCAGUACAUUGCCAAUUGCUUCCGCGAGCAGAAAGCAACGUGUGUCAAGGCAGCCGAGUGGAAGAAGGUUGCCAAGGUGAUGGAUAGGUUUUUCAUGUGGAUCUUCUUCUUCAUGGUCUUCCUCAUGAGCAUCCUCAUCAUUGCCAAGGCAUCCUGACGUCCUCCUCUUCCUCCUCCUCUGUCCUCCGCCUGGACCUCAGUGUUACUCCAGAGUCAUUUCUUGUGUACAAAGAGAUUGCAUGUGAUACGUCAGUGUUGUGCUGUGUGUGAACCUGUGUGCGUGAUUGUGAAGGUUAAAUGUUUUUAUUUUCACUUUGACACAAAUGGGGGACAAGGUCACUGAGCACAAAUCAUCCAUUCAACCACACACGCACACACAAAGACAAAUUCAUCAAGGCCUCUGUGUUAGUUAAGUUCAGGUCUGCCUGCAUGUGUCACGGAGCAGUGGAGCGG